UUUUGAAACAUAGGUCAAAACAAUUUUUUUGCAAAAUAAAAAUAAAAGCCAAAAUGGGUGUGAAAUAUAAAGAAUCAAUAUAAUAAUAUUGUUUAUGAUUAUUCAAUAUGGAUUUAGAUGAAGUUAUAACUGUGACAAAAAUAAAUACAUUGACAGAGUGUCUUUAUUUAUUAAUCGGCUGGCAAAGAACUUCUUUCGAAAUCUAUAUAUAUGCUAAAGAAAAGGUUUGGAAAGGAAAAUUUUCGCCAAAUCGUUUAGCAAGUUUUAGCAGAAACCUUCAAAUAUCAGAAAAAGAGUAUUUUAACAAUCUCAAACAAUGCUUAUCCCUACAAAAAAAUAAUUACGUGUUUGAAUUAAAAAGUGGUUUCUUUUAUUGGAAACGAAAAGUAGAUAAUACGAUUAUUAUAGAAGGUUUUCUUCCAGUCGAAACAGAUACAUCACCAAAAAACAUGCAACCAGAUUUAGUAGAAGUAUUGCUUGCCUUAAAUAAACAAUUAACACGCAAAGCAUACUACUGGGAACAAAAAUGCAGGAAUAUGCAUUUAGAGUAUGAAAAAUGUCUUAAAGAUACAGAAGAAUUUUUAAAUCUUAAAAUAGACAUGGAAAAAGCACUUUGCGAUAAAUUCCUUAAUCUGUUAAAAUUAAAAAAGGAAAAAUUUUUAGAGAGUCGUGGUAAUAAUAAGAAAAAUAUGAAAUUUGAAGAUAUAAAGGAACUUUUGGAAGGACUAUAAAAUGUAAAAAUGUUUAAAAAACGACCAAAUCUUUUCAAGACUUAAACAGCCUUCUCAAAUAUGAAGAAUAUCAAAUUAAAAGUUUAUGAAAGGAUGAGAACUACAUUGAUUAUUAUUAAAUAAUUACUCGGGAUUAUAAAGAUACGAUAAUUAUACAAUACGAUUUUGUACGUAUUCUAAAUAUGUUUGUAUCAGUUUUUAAUAAAGUGCUUCAUGAUAAAUUAUAAAUACAAUUCAAUAG
This is a messenger RNA of Pieris brassicae (large cabbage white), 972 nucleotides long. RefSeq lists its product as uncharacterized. Gene Ontology annotation, cellular component: DNA ligase IV complex; DNA-dependent protein kinase-DNA ligase 4 complex; nucleus. The transcript has a single exon. Gene Ontology annotation, molecular function: DNA binding. Gene Ontology annotation, biological process: DNA recombination; double-strand break repair via nonhomologous end joining; positive regulation of ligase activity. The coding region runs from base 108 to 731 and encodes 207 amino acids. Lineage: Eukaryota; Metazoa; Arthropoda; Insecta; Lepidoptera; Pieridae. The record is from RefSeq and is a predicted model, not a curated record.